Messenger RNA from Aspergillus ibericus CBS 121593, 825 nucleotides. RefSeq lists its product as uncharacterized. The coding region runs from base 1 to 825 and encodes 274 amino acids. NCBI's taxonomy places the organism in Eukaryota, Fungi, Ascomycota, Eurotiomycetes, Eurotiales, Aspergillaceae. The transcript is spliced from 3 exons. The record is from RefSeq and is a predicted model, not a curated record.
AUGUCUCUCCGCGAUCUCAUGCGGUAUCAUCGCGAGCUAUUUGUCUGUCCGGUAUUCUGGAUUGCUCGCCAUCUAGAUCUCACAGGCUGUCGAUUUGAACGCAUUAAGAAUAAUGCAGCUGAUGGCUCAGAAGAGGAUACCAGGAGAUCCUCCCGGGAUGCCUUACUCAUUGAACAUCCCCUAGAGGACUGCUUUACUCCCACCGGAAGACACCUCUGGUUCAUCAAUACCCUCUUGUAUAGGGGGUCCCCCUUCUAUGAACACCGAAAAGGAACCCCCUUCUUCUUCAAAAACACCCGCAUCCACCAACCACAAUACACGACCUUCGUGCGCUGCGACCAAACCCCCGAGGAUAUUCUGCGCGGCUCCCCCCCCGUCGUCAGCUACUUCGAAUACACGAGCGUGAUCUAUGACCGGGAAACUCGAUUUUCCCUACCUCUAGAUCCGAGUGGUCGUCCGGACAGCAUUAAAGUGAGGAUUAACCAGAAACUGGUUGCGGCAAUCACGCCGAAGAAGUGGACGCAGGAUCCGUAUAUCUGCAGAUUGUUCGUCACGAAUGUGCUGGAAAGGAAGUAUGUCCACUUAUUCGAGGCGCGGAUUAGCGUCGAGUUGAUUGCGGCGCUGAAGGAUCCGGAUCGUGCGGCGAAGUAUGUCGCGUGGCCGACGAUUCAACAUCGGAGGUUGCCUUAUAAGCCGUAUGAGACGUUUACGGAGCGGUUGGUGGCGGCAUUGGUGGCGCCUGUACCGGGGUGGUCUGCAACCGUCACCGAGAGUAGAACUCGUGGUGGUAUCAUUCCUGCGAAAAGGAAGCGGGAAGAGGUGUGA